Messenger RNA from Bactrocera oleae (olive fruit fly), 4122 nucleotides. Its product is annotated as focadhesin. Gene Ontology annotation, biological process: regulation of post-transcriptional gene silencing. The record is from RefSeq and is a predicted model, not a curated record. NCBI's taxonomy places the organism in Eukaryota, Metazoa, Arthropoda, Insecta, Diptera, Tephritidae.
GUCAUAAUCAGCUGAUUUUUGUUUUGUAUUGCAAAAGCCGCAAAUUGUUGGCAAACACAAUCGUAAAAAAGGACAUGCGCCUUGUACCAUUAAAUGCGAGAAACACAAUUGAGGACUUCGAGAAGCGAUUAUAGGUUCGGGCUGCAACUUGAUAGGACGUGAAUUUGGAGCGGAUAAGUUUUGAGGUUUUUUUCACCAACACAACUAAUCAUUAUAGCAAGAAUAAACUCUAACAAGUAAUGGAUGAAUUCAAGAACAUAACAAACGCAUCGUCGGUAGUAAAGAUCUCAGCGUGCCUGGAAAAAAUUUUCAAGAAAAUCACCGAAAGUCGCGAAAAGAAAAUAUCAGAACAAAACAUUAAAGAAAUUGAGUUUUUAAAAACACAAUGCAAAUCGGAUAUUGUACAGCUGAGUCUAUUAAGCUCACAGACAUUUGUAAGGCUAGUGGAGGGUGGUGUUUUGGACGCCUCCAAUGUGCUAACCAUGCUAAUUUCCAUGCUGCCGAACUUUAGUUCCACGCAGUACACGACUAUAACGGAAGGAAUUGUCAGUAUUUUAUGGCUUGGCCUGAAGAGGAAAGUCGCUCUCUUGAAGGAAAAUGAAAACUUUCAAUGUCAAUUUGGCUUGAAAACGCAACAACAUCCACUUAUAACCUUGUUGCAAAGUUCCGCUGUGAACAUGAACGAUGUAGCCAAUAAGAUUGUAGGCAUUUGUAAUCAUCAUGAUCAACAGGUUAAAGCGCACAGUGUUGAGUAUUUGCGACCGGUCUUCCUUUACAUACUCUGCAACCCACAAACACUGCCCGAUUCAAAGAGCAUCUGGACUGGUCUAUUAUCUCUAAGUAAAACGAACAACGCUGCUAAACAACUUAUGCAAGAAAUUUUUUCUUGGAGUAAAUUCAACUCGUCGACAGCGUGCCUAUUCACCAGCAUAUUGUUAAUAGAAGCUAUCGAACACUGCCUAAACUGUAAUGAUUUUGCCACCGUUAUUGAUUUGAGCAUUUUUCAAGCGUUAAUUGUGAACAACCUCACAAAAUAUGGCAUUGAUCCACGUCCCAGUCUUCACUGUCUCCUGCUUGUGUUGCAUAGUACACGCGAGCACACUGUGCACCAUUACAAUGUUCUGCUCAUUUUGCUCGCCGAGAGUCUACAUUUGCUAUCUCCGAAUUAUCUACAUGAUUUGCUACGCAUAAUCGCGUUCAUUAUUGUGCAGGAAUGCUGUGGGAAUCAAUACAUUCUGAACAUGUGUCUCGAUGGUAUCAUCCAGUGGAUGUCUCAGACUGCAUUCAUACCCGCAGAAGGUCUGGCACUAGCCCAUCAAGUGGUACGCAAAAUACUUGAGCGACGAAAAGAAACGGAUUCGGUAGAAAAAACGAAAGUACACACGAGCGACUUGACGCCGGCACAAGUACGCUACUUCCAUCCAGAUAUUGCAAUUGCCUUCGAUUUGGCUAAACUUGUCGAAUCAUUUGAUGAAUCUGAAUUCAAAGAUGUUUUCACCUUUGUAGAUGCUCUUAAUGUAAAAGCGAACUCAAUGUUUUGCCAGCGUUUGCAUUUGUUUCUGCGCGCACUCUUCUUGUCGCAAGAACCGUCCAUAGAUUGCUGGUUUAAGAUUUAUGAAGCUAUAUUAGAGAUAAUCAAAGUUAAUAGUGGCAUUGCCUAUGAUUUUUUAAUGACAUAUAUAUUUAAAUUGGCUGGUGAGCAACAACCGGAAAUUCAAAUGGAGUUACUUCGCGGGCUACCAAGUUUUGCCGUGUCUAAGGAUAAUAUACCAAUGAUUUUAAAUACAGUACGAAAUCUUACAACCGAAAAUGGCACAUUUUGUAUGGAUCUCUAUCUGCGAUUGUGGCGCAUUGAGCCACGUACAUAUCUCUUUUUAAUUAAGUUGCUCUCAACACCACAGAAAGACAGUAGCAAGCUUUGGGAAUUCGAAAUAGCUAAGACACAUACCAUUCGAGAAAUUUGCUAUGAGAAACCUGCACAACACGGUUCCGAUUUGGUUUCAAAACUCUCCGACACACUAAACUCGUGCACUGAUGACUCUGGUGAUCUGGCCACAUCGUAUGCCCUGGACGCUAUUGUAGCGCUUUGUGAUAGUCACACUGUGAAUAUAAUUUCUACUUGGCGUGUAAUUAGUAGUAAAUUUAGACACGAACGUCGACCAAGGGCUCUAAAAUCGCUUUAUCGUUUCUUCGCACACAUACCGUUGCUGCAUACACCUACCCUCGAGUAUGAGCAAUUAGUUGACGAGGCGUUGGAACAACUGUGGUUGACUGUGAGUCGCUCCGAUUCCGAACCGGAAUUGCUGAGGGAAGCACUGGCUGCUUUAAAGAAUUUUGAAAUCGGUUCGCUACUUUCCAUGCGUCACAUACCUAUGCAAUAUCGUCAAGAUACACCAGGAGUUCGCGAGUUCGUUGGAGGUCGCGAGGUGGUUGACCUGCAGCAGGAAAUGGUGCCAGGCGAAGUUUGGGUACAUCUUCUGCAAAAAAUACGUCCCGAAUGUGGUGCCGCAGCCGCCGAUUUAAUUGCCCAUCAUAUAUACGCUGAAAUAAAUGGCUAUCGCAGUGGCGUUUACCGUUUACCUGAAGGCAAGCCGGAACCGCGCAAAUUGCAAGGACUCUUCCCACAAAGUCCAUUGCGUGCCGUAGUGAACUAUUUAGUGGGUCAAACACGAUUCGGCGAUCACGUAACAGAGCCUCACGUGGUAACAAAUGCACUAAGAGCAAUAUCAAAGAAGUUUCCAAAACCUAUUCCACCACUCGAUUGGUGUUUCCUUCACGGCUUUUUUCACCUCUCAUUUGAGGCAAGAAAAUAUUGCUUACUGAUCGCCAAGAAUCAAUUGCUGCACUCUGGCACCGCUCGACGAUUGCUGGAAAAUUUCUUGGUGGAUUUCGAACCGAAUUGUUUUGAAGAAGACUUGUUGCUAUUAUUCUCUUUGCUCCCAGAGAUUUCGAAUGGCGUUAGCUUGCAAAUUUUAAAGAACUUCGCCGAAAAAAUAGCCAUAUACAGUUUCAAGGAAUCACAACUAAGUGGUUUUACAGAAGGCUGCCUUUUUGAAAAGUUCAUAGACAGUGUGAAAUACAUAUUCUUAGGCAAAUGUGACAUCCCAGAAGUGCUCGAUAUAUUCACGCUGAUUAUUGAACGUUAUAUGGACUCUAUGGAUCUGGAUUCGAGGUUAUUUGAGCGAUAUACAGAAGUAGUAUCCGUUUUACACCCCAAUUCCAUUGAUGGUCUCACAUCGCCAGCCAAUUGGUGGGAAACGCCAAUUGGUAAACUGAAAAAGGCCACCAUUAUAAGGUGCUACUUAGUGUUAUAUAACACACAGUUGCCCAACCCAUUAAAGUGGCUUGCACCUAUCAUAGAUGCUUAUUCCACUCGUCGCGAGGAGCAACCAUUCUUCUUCCGUCACCUUGUUUCAACUUUAUAUGCCUUUAAAGGCGACGAACAGUCUUGUAACUGGAUUAUGGAAAUGUUUUUGCAAAUUCAAGCGCUCUUGGCUGAAUCGUCCAACAAAGAAAAAUUAGAUAAAGUUUUGUAUCUUUUAGAUAUUUUCAUUUUAGCUGUAGUUGUACUCUCCGGCUGCGCCAUUCUUCUUGGUAAUUUGGAUUCUGUAGCCACACAACGCAAAGAUCGCUUUGAACUUUUCCCAGAGAGUAUGCAAUUUCUGUGUGAGCAUAUAUUUUGGAAUGAUCAGGAAGCAAAAAUUUAUGAGUUUCUAUAUAAUCUGUACAAGAACAGUGCUAUUCCAGAAGCAUAUGCCACAAUUUUUAAGAAUGCUAUUAUCUGUUCCCGCAAUAAAUCAUAUUUCGACAACAAAGGCAUUUGGACAAAAUAUGUUGGAAUGCGAAAAUGACUUUUUGAAUUUUGCACAUAUCAAAAAUUGUAUGUAACUGGUGCCUAACAUCUGUGCCUUACUGAUUUUUACCUUUUGCAUAUUGCAUUGUAGCAGUAUUGAUAUUGGUAUAUACAUACAUAAUACAAAUGUAUAUAUGUAUGUGCACCAUUGUGGUUUUUUCUACAAAUGUAUGUUUUAAUUAAUAUUUUUCUUAAAAGGUUUUGACAGUGUUAUUACUCUUUUAUGUCUGUCAAACUCAGUGCAAAAUAAAAGUAGAAAGGAAAAAGUA